Messenger RNA from Neoarius graeffei (lesser salmon catfish), 2709 nucleotides. Its product is annotated as proteinase-activated receptor 4-like. Gene Ontology annotation, cellular component: membrane. NCBI's taxonomy places the organism in Eukaryota, Metazoa, Chordata, Actinopteri, Siluriformes, Ariidae. Gene Ontology annotation, molecular function: thrombin-activated receptor activity. The record is from RefSeq and is a predicted model, not a curated record. Bases 459 to 1682 code for a protein of 407 amino acids. Gene Ontology annotation, biological process: positive regulation of Rho protein signal transduction; thrombin-activated receptor signaling pathway; phospholipase C-activating G protein-coupled receptor signaling pathway. The transcript has 3 exons.
ACUCACACACACACGCACCCGCACUCACACACACACACACACACACACGCACCCGCACUCACACACACACACACACACACACGCACCCGCACUCACACACACACACACACACACACACGCACCCGCACUCACACACACACACACACACGCACCCGCACUCACACACACACACACACACACACACACACACACACACACACACACACACACACACACACACACACACACACAGAGACACACCCCAAACUCAGAUCAGCAGCUGUAGGAGUCGUUUGAACUCAACACCCUCAACAUUAAACACAGCAGAAGGGAAAAGAGUCGCCACGUAAAGGAAGUGAAGAAGAAGGAGAAGCUUUUUCUUAUUCCUGAUUUGGAAAAUUCUGAAGUUUUUAUUUCUACAAUAAUAACAAUAAAAGAGAGAGAGAGAGAGAGAGAGAGAGACUCAUCUAUCCAGCAAAAUGUCAGUUGCUGUGUCUAAUAGCUGUGUUGUGUUUUUUGUCCUCGUCUCCAUCCUGUCUCUCACUCACGUCUCAUCUACAGACACUGAGAUCUUCAACGACUUCACUUUUCCACCAAACACUGAGAUCUUCAACGACUCCACUGUUUCAAAACGUUCUCGCGGGUUCAUCAUCACAAACGAAACUAUUGCAGAAAAGGAGAAGAAGCAAAUUCAAGCAGCCACCACGGUUCUCCUGGUUCCUCUUCUCUACCUCAUCUCAUUCGUAUUUGGUUUCCCCUCUAACCUUCUGGCGCUGUGGGUUCUUCUCUUCCGCACAAAAAAGUUUCCAUCCACCAUUCUGUUAGUGAACCUCACCUGCUGCGACCUUCUUCUUCUCCUCAUGCUUCCCUUUCGCAUCAUCUACCACUUCCAGGGAAACAACUGGAUGUUUGGCGAAGGCUCCUGCCGCUUGCUAAUCGCUCUGUUUUAUGGGAACAUGUACGGCUCGGUGGUUUGCCUGGCGCUCAUCGCUGUGGACCGUUACAUGGCUGUGGUGCAUCCGUUUGGUGCCAGAAUGCUACGGAGCGUCAAGACGUCCAUGUUGAUGAGCGUGAUGGUGUGGACCAUGGUGCUGAUUGCAGCUGUCCCUAUGCUCACUUCACGUCAAUCUUACUUCAUCAAAGACCUUUCGAUCACAACUUGCCAUGACGCUCUUCCUGAAGAGGAACAGAAGAAGUACAUGGUGCCAUAUUUUGCCACACUCUUCUUCCUCUGCUUUCUCAUCCCGCUAUUUGUUGUUGUCUUCUGCUACAGUGCUGUACUGCGCACCCUAGUGGCCGCUGGUGCUCGCUACACCCACGCAACCCGAGUCACGGCACUCAUGUUGGUGGUUUUCAUCGUCUGCUUGCUCCCCAGUAACGUUCUCCUGCUCAUGCAUUACUCCAAAUGGUUAUACUCACCUAAGAGCACGAAAGGUCAUGAUGGUAGCUCUGACAACUCCGACCAACUCUACGUGCCCUACAUGAUCAGUCUCGCUAUCAGCACCUUUAACAGCUGCAUCGACCCCUUUAUCUUCUACUAUGUCUCCGAGGACUUUAGAGGAAAAGUGGGAAAGUUGCUGUGCUGCACAAAAAACAGCUACGAAUCUUCUUCUGGAAGUUCCUCAGGGACGACAAGGUCAAAGGUCACGCUGUUGUCGGAAAAAAGUAAAGGACUUUCAGAGAAAGAUACCAUAAACUUGUAAAGUGGUCAAGGGGAGGAGUCACGAUGACAAGAAUGUAGAUAAAAAUUAAACACUCGACUUUAAAAUGAGUUCGUAGAGCUUUUGUUAGUGAGCUGCCAGGCAUUGUAUCUUGUUUGCACCUGUGCUAGCAUGCUAUGUAGCUACAUAUCUAAUAACAAAGUGCAUUUAUAAAUAACUAGCAUGCUAAGUCUAAAGUUAGUUUACAGUAAUCUCAAAACAAAAGGAUAAAGACACUGAUUUUAACCGUAAAGGCGUAAAACUGGAGUGAAAUGGAAUCAGAAGAUGAGUGUCGGAUAACUCGGUGUGUGUGGUGUGUUGUUCUGGAUAAACAGUUUGUGCACAUGUGAUGAUUCUGUAUGAACAGGAAGAUGUGUGUGUAUAAAUGUUUUAAAUCUGUUUAAUGAAGAAUGUAACAGUCGUCUGUGAUUAAUGAAGAGACUGAUGAUGUGUUCAUGAAGGAUGAAGAGAAGGUUAUGAUGCGUACAGAGUGUUCGACUGUAAAAGGUAAAGUUAUCGUGUUUGACUAAAGGAUCGUCUUUAGGAUUUUUAAUGACCGUGAUGUAUUCUGGAUGCUGAUCAUCAGGGACGCGUUUGAAGAAGAGCUGCAUCGUGGAUGCCAAAGGGGUGGAAAGUGACUGCUCUUCUUUCUCUACCUUUAAAUCUGAGUGAAAGACUUUUUCACUUCAGAGCAUAUUUCUCUUCCUCCUUUCCUGCUCAUUCCUCCCUUUCUUUUAAACUCCCUCCCAUGUUUAACAUGCGACAGGAUUUCAGCGUGUGUUCGAGAGGCGAGAGGAACACACAUGGUUCCUUGGAUUUUUAUGGGUAUUCUGUGGUUCCUCAAUGUUUCUGGAGAAUUUAUCAACCCAGUAAUGAGAGGCAGAACCACAGAGUUACUGUAAGCACAGAGAACAAAACAAUAUAUAAAUAUAUAAAUGUGUAACUGUACUUGUAGUAUAUUCCUGUAUAUGGACACAAUAUUGGAAAGAAAAUAAAAGACCUGUAGAAUGGCUUCAUUUGACAAACACAA